Dentiscutata erythropus is the source of this 811-nucleotide messenger RNA. The record is from the annotation of a GenBank genome assembly. Lineage: Eukaryota; Fungi; Glomeromycota; Glomeromycetes; Diversisporales; Gigasporaceae.
UAUGGAUACAUCCCUCGAUAAUCCAUCAGAAAUUCUUUCAUCCUUGGAAAUUUUACUUUGCUUUAUUAAACGGACACCUGGUGGCAAUGGCGAAAUUUCCAUAAAAGAAUAUGUAAAUCAAUGGUCAACACUCUCUGGGCUUAAUGAAAAUAAUGAAUUUCGUUCCUUGUUAAAUAAAUCUCUGAAACUUAAACACAUAAUUUCUUUGUAUGAAUUAAUAGAGGGACAAGUAGCAAAUUUAACAAUUGAGUAUACUCAUGAUAAAUAUAAGGAAGAACUUAUACCUAAACAACGAGAUGAAAUAGACAAUAUUAUAGAUUUUGAAACUAUCCAACCCGCAACAAUUAUUAAUGGAAAAGUCGUGAAAUUCUCUGCGGAAGUUUUUGCCACGGCACUAAGAAGAUUUAUUUAUAGAUUUUUACAAGGCGAAAAACAAAAUGAGACUCACCCUCUUAAUCUUUAUAUUUGUGAUACAUCACUGCAUUUUUGGCCUCCCGUUAUUUCUGAAUUAGAAGAUUUGGAAGAAUCGUUCCCAGAGAGCCUAUUAGUUAAUCAAGCAUUUGAAGCUUAUAAAUAUGUUAUGGAUCAGAUUGAGGUUCAUAAACAAAUGGUAUCUUCACGGGAACAACAAAUACAAAACAGAUUAACUAAUCCGGAGGCUACGAGGUUAGCCCCACCUACUCCCGUAGUUCAAAAAGGAGCUCAAAAGAGAAAACAGAGAGUUCCACAUGCUUUGUGUGACCCCAUGCCUUUGGGUUGUUCAUUAUAUUGGGAGACCACCGAUUCAUUAUCUGUAUCAUCAUUGUUAUGA